GGUCGUUAGCACAGUGAAACAAACAUGGCGACAGAAUGGAGCGGGCAGCAAGGCUACGUUCUAACUCUAAUCGUUUUUCUUUGGAGUGCAGUCGGGGGACGCACCGAGACAGCCACUUCCAGUGUCCGCAGCAGCGGGAGCCAGGUGCUCGGUAUGCGACUGGAGAGGAGCGACAAACCGGCCACGACCACUGACGAAGGGGUCAUCCAGGUAACGGAGGAGAGCACAGUGCAGCUCCGGUUCUACGGUGUGCAGCUCAACUCGGGCACCUGGGCGCAGAUCCGCUUUACAGAACGAGGGGAUGGGAACGAGGAGGGGGGAAACAUUAACAUUAUUGACGACACACCUAACAGGACUUGUGUUGAUUUCACCAAAGACUUCAGCAUCGCGAACUACAUGAAUAUCAGUAGCCGGGGGACCACGGGGGUACUCAGCAUAAACAUUAAGCCACUUCGUAAGAGUGAGCCGCACAAGGAGUAUGGGCUGUGCAUCAGGAGUUUGGCCGAUGGCAGGUGGGCUCUGCUCGGGGAUAGCGACGGGAGACUGCGGGUGGUGGAGGGGGAAAAAACUCUCCUCCCCUUGUGGUUCCAGAUCAUCCUCAUCUGCUGUCUGUUGGUGCUGUCUGGCAUGUUCAGCGGGCUGAACCUGGGGCUCAUGGCUCUGGACCCAAUGGAGCUCCGUAUAGUCCAGAGUUGUGGCUCAGAGAAGGAGAAGAAAUACGCCCGCAAAAUUGAGCCCAUCCGCAGCAAGGGGAACUACCUUCUCUGCUCGCUGUUGCUUGGCAAUGUCUUGGUCAAUACCACACUCACCAUCCUCCUGGACGACCUGAUAGGCUCUGGGCUGGGCGCCGUGGUCGCCUCCACAGUGGGUAUCGUGAUUUUCGGUGAGAUCGUUCCCCAGGCGCUGUGCUCUCGCCACGGGCUGGCGGUGGGCGCCAACACCAUCCAGGUGACCAAGUUCUUCAUGUUGCUCACCUUCCCCCUCUCCUUCCCUGUCAGCAAGCUCCUAGACGUGCUCCUAGGCCAGGAGAUCGGCACUGUGUACAACCGCGAGAAGCUGGUGGAGAUGCUCAGGGUGACGGAACCGUACAACGACCUGGUCAAAGAGGAGCUCAACAUGAUCCAAGGAGCUCUGGAACUCCGGAAUAAGACAGUGGAGAGUGUGAUGACUCCUCUGGCGCACUGCUUCAUGAUUCAGAACGAUGCGGUCCUCGACUUCAACACCAUGUCAGAGAUCAUGGAGAGUGGCUACACGCGUAUCCCCGUGUUCGACGAUGAGCGCUCCAACAUAGUGGACAUCCUGUAUGUGAAGGACCUGGCGUUUGUGGACCCUGACGACUGCACCACCCUGAAGACCAUCACCAAGUUCUACAACCACCCGGUCCACUUUGUGUUCCACGACACACGGCUGGACUCCAUGCUAGAGGAGUUCAAAAAAGGUAAAUCUCACCUGGCCAUCGUUCAGAAGGUGAACAGCGAGGGGGAGGGGGAUCCCUUCUACGAGGUGCUGGGAUUGGUCACCUUGGAGGACGUCAUCGAAGAAAUCAUCAAAUCAGAGAUCCUAGACGAGUCCGACCUUUAUACUGACAAUAGGAACAGAAAGAAGGUGGACCCUAACAAGAGAAUGCGUGACUUCUCUGCCUUUAAACACACAGAGAACGAGUGCAGGGUGAAGAUCUCUCCACAGCUGAUGCUGGCUGCUCAUCGCUUCCUGGCUACAGAGGUGAGUCUGUUCAGUCCCAGUCAAGUCACUGAGAAGGUAUUACUGAGGAUUCUGAGGCACCCUGACGUCAUCCAGGAGAUCAAGUUCAACGACAGCGACAAGCGCUCUGCUCUGCACUACAUCUACCAGAGAGGCAAACCUGUCGACUACUUCAUACUCAUACUGCAGGGGCGAGUGGAGGUGGAGGCUGGAAACGAGAACAUGAAGUUUGAGACAGGACCCUUCUCCUACUACGGAGUUAUGGCGCUUAGCACACCAUCACUGGCCGUCACUCCCCCUCUCUCCCCCUCAGUGGCGUCCCCCCCUCCACGACGCCUCUCUCUUAAGAGAUUCUCUCUGUUCUCUCGCUUUCCAGAGUUCCGUUCUCCUACUCACAGCAGCGGUCUGAACCGCUCGGCAUCGCUGAGCUGCACUGAGCGUGGCGCUCCCGGAGAAUGCAGCUCGGUAACCGCUAGCAACACGCAGCUCAUCACCUGCCAGUACACACCAGACUUCUACGUACGGGCUCUUACUGACCUGCAGUAUGUCAAGAUCACUCGUUCCCAGUACCAGAACGGUCUGCUGGCGUCCAGGCUGGACAGCACCCCACAGUCACCCGAUGGGAGCCAUCCCCACCUUGACAGCACGUCCGCAUCCCUGCCCCCAAUCACCCCCCCAGCCCCUCCCCGCACCCCUCUCCCCUUGGCCACCCCACCCUUCAAACGCCCCCUUGCCCUCCCCCAUCCCACCCCUCCCCCCACCGACCGUACCCCCUUACCCCAAACCACCACCCCCACCCAUGCCAAUCCCCGCCCGGCCCUGCCCCUGCCACAAUCCACCCCUCCUCCCACAAAAGCCUCCUCUGCUCCUUUCUUUACCCUCUCCCCCAGCUUCUACGCUCCCCUCUUCCCUCCCUCCCGCCGGUCAAUCUUCCACGAGAAGCCGUCUGUGUUCACUGUUUAUCCCACCUAG
Messenger RNA from Coregonus clupeaformis (lake whitefish), 2673 nucleotides. Its product is annotated as metal transporter CNNM4-like. Gene Ontology annotation, biological process: magnesium ion transport; magnesium ion homeostasis. The coding region runs from base 25 to 2673 and encodes 882 amino acids. The record is from RefSeq and is a predicted model, not a curated record. The transcript is spliced from 11 exons. Lineage: Eukaryota; Metazoa; Chordata; Actinopteri; Salmoniformes; Salmonidae. Gene Ontology annotation, cellular component: plasma membrane. Gene Ontology annotation, molecular function: magnesium ion transmembrane transporter activity; sodium ion transmembrane transporter activity.